Messenger RNA from Leucoraja erinaceus (little skate), 2376 nucleotides. RefSeq names its product tumor necrosis factor receptor superfamily member 19-like. Lineage: Eukaryota; Metazoa; Chordata; Chondrichthyes; Rajiformes; Rajidae. Bases 11 to 1327 code for a protein of 438 amino acids. The transcript is spliced from 9 exons. Gene Ontology annotation, cellular component: plasma membrane. Gene Ontology annotation, molecular function: signaling receptor activity; protein binding. Gene Ontology annotation, biological process: positive regulation of canonical NF-kappaB signal transduction; positive regulation of JNK cascade. The record is from RefSeq and is a predicted model, not a curated record.
UUGCAGUUUGAUGGGAGAGCCAAGGCCGUUCUCAGUGAGAAUACUUGAAGAGAGAGUAGGGAUGAACCACAAACAAAAAGACACAUUGCUACACCUGCUGAUCGCUUUGUUUUGUCUGGCGCUGGGAGCUGCAGGCGAAACAGGAGACUGCCAGGAGCAAGAGUACAGAGACAAGGCUGGGAACUGUGCAGCCUGCAAACAGUGUGGUCCAGGACAAGAACUCUCAAAGGAAUGCGGUUUUGGAUACGGGGAUGAUGGACAGUGCAUGACCUGUAGGCCAAGCAGGUUCAAGGAAGACUGGGGGUUUCAGAAGUGUAAGCCGUGCUCGGACUGUGCUCUCGUGAAUCGCUUCCAGAAGGCCAACUGCACAGCCACCGGCAACGCAGUGUGUGGAGACUGUUUGUCUGGAUUUUAUAGAAAGACUAAAUUGGGUGGUUUUCAGGAAAUGGAGUGCAUACCAUGUGGGGAACCUCCUCCUCCUUAUGAACCUCACUGUAACACCAGAGUGAACCUUGUGAAGAUCCCAUCGACCUCCUCCAGUCCGCGGGACACCGCACUGGCUGCCGUUAUCUGCAGUGCAUUGGCCAUGGUUCUGCUGGCUCUUCUCAUCCUCUGCAUCAUCUACUGCAAGAAACAAUUCAUGGAGAAAAAUCCCAGUUGGUCAAUGAGACUGCACGAUGCUCAAUUAAAUGGGGCAGAACUGUCAACUUCACUUGACAGACAACGGAUUAAUCUGAGUCCACACCAAACCUGUGCGUACUGUCAGCAAAGUCCAGCACAAACUUGUGGUCCUGUUCACUUGGUUCCAUCGUGCUGUUUUGAUGAUACCUGCAGCCUGGAGUACAGCAGUGAAAGCUCCUAUCCUCCAUCAGCAUCAGAGCAUCUUAAAAGGCCCAAGGACUGUGGUCGUAAUAUACUGCCUUCUCUCCUGGAUGUCUUUACGCCCUCUUUUGAUAACGAUGCCUCAGAAGCUUGGCCUCUCAUGCGAGGCUCCAACUGCAGUGUCACUGGUUCAUCCUGUGAAUCACUCCACCAUCCAUCAGACGUUGGAAACUCUCCUGAACACAUCGCUGCCUUGACCCAAAACUCAGAAGCCCCGACAACCCCACCUUCAGAUACGUACCAGAAGGAAGAGGGUCAGCCUGAGUUACUUUGUCUGCAGUCUCUUUCUGUUGAGAUAGAGGGAACUAAUGUUGAGGGCGAGAAUCAAGAAGGUGGAGGACAUCUCGGACAUCUCCCAUCAAUAAACCAUGGAGGGCAAGAGGAGAACCAAAUGGAGUGCAAUGCUGAGCAAGUUCCAAAUGCAGAUCACGGGAACUGUUUGUAGAAUAUGUCUUGAUGGUACCAGAUGAGCAUCCAAUCCUUCUCCGUUGACUGAGGAAAAUUUAACGGUGGUUCCAAAUUUCAGGAUAUUCCAUUUUCUAGCUGAACAAAUGGCAAAAAUGCGUAAUAGUUCAGCAUCUUCAACACCGACCAAUUCAAUAUAUGCAUCAUUCUAAGCGGUUUCUGAUUUACUAUUUGCUUUCUAAUGUGAAACAUUUGGCAAGUUGUACAAAGCUCUUGGCAAGAACGUUUAUGACUGCAAAGGUGACAAUGGAGAACUGUCAAAACACCCGUGCGCAGAUUGCUGAAGGGCUUCUGAAGACAAUUGAUGAGCAAUCCACAGUUCAGUCAGCAAUCAGUGAGAUAAAGAUUGCAGCACAACUGGCCUUGACGCAUGCAAUUGCAGCAUUAACAACUGUAUGCAUUCAUGCAGCAUGCAAAGCAUUCAAGACACUGUUGUUCCAUCAAAUUGGUUUUGAUUUAUUAGGUAUCCAGUUAUGUCUUUUUGUUAUUAAAGUUUUAGAAAAUGUGGUUGUACACUUUACUGUUCUUUGUAGAAAAUUGUCACAGUAAAUUGAUGUACAGAACUUUCCUUAAGUAUUAAUAUUUUCAUAUGAAGAAGAUAGCCUGAAAUUGUAUUUCACCUCUGCCAUGCUAUAGUGUGUUCUCAAGUUAAUACUUCGACAAAUUAACUGUUAAGAAGAAUGUGUUUACCCUUCUCCUGACUGAAGGAAUCAAGAUUGUUUCAGCGGAUAGAGUACUGAUUAUCGGAGGAUGGUGGGAUAGGACUCCGGUGUUUUUACUUGUCAUUGCAUGCUGAGAGCGGCCAAAAGAUUUGCUUUGUCUAAUCUUCCACUUUUUCUCUUUCAGUUGGAUCGCUUUACAUAUAAGGUGAUGGUUUUGUUCAUAAAUGCUCGAUGAUCAUUGGCAUUCAUAAACAAUUUGUUUUAAAAAAUGGUUAAAAAUAUUAGUUAACAAAGUGUUUCUAUGUAGAGUAGAUUUCAAGGUAUAUUUUUUAGACAAGACUACAAACAAUAAAAUCACAUAUUUCAA